AUGUCGGCGAGACUGAAACUGAUCGAAGUGGAAAAUUUCAAGUCCUACAAGGGCCACAAAGUCAUCGGGCCUUUGAAACCGUUUCAAGCGGUUAUCGGCCCCAAUGGUUCAGGCAAAUCGAACUUUAUGGACGCCAUUAGUUUCGUUAUGGGGGAAAAAACGCAGUGUUUGAGAGUGAAAAGGCUGAGCGAUUUGAUACACGGAGCUUCAAUUAGUAGACCUAUUUCUAGAAGUGCUUCGGUUACUGCGAUAUUCAUCAUCGAUGAUGGCAGAGAAGUCUCCUUCCAGCGAUCCGUACAAGGUUCAUCAUCAGAAUACAGAAUUAACGGCAACAUCGUCAGUUCGGCCGAAUAUCUAGCCGAGUUAGAAAAACUAAAGAUCAACGUAAAAGCCAAGAAUUUCUUGGUAUUCCAAGGAGCUGUAGAAUCCAUUGCCAUGAAAAAUCCCAAAGAAAUGACUUCUCUGUUUGAAGAGAUCAGUGGCUCUGGUGCUUUGAAAGAAGAAUUCAACAAGCUCUACAACGAUAUGCAAAAAGCCCAAGAAGAACUCAAUUUGGCCUAUCAGAAAAAGAAAGGCAUCAAUGCCGAAAAGAAAGAGGCCAGAAUGGAGAAGGAAGAGGCCGAAAAAUACGCGCGUUUAAAAGACGAAUUGAACGACAAACAAGUGGAGUAUGAGCUGUUCAAUCUCUACCACAAAGAACGCGAAAUGAAGAACCUCGAGCAAGACAUCAAAUCGAAGCAAAAGGAGCUCGACAAGAUCGAAAAGAAGAAGGAAAAAUUCGAGGAGACUGUUAAAGAGAACAAAAAGGAGCUCGGCCGAUGCAAUCGAGAAUUGGCCAAAUACGAGCAGGACAUUCGCGAGUCCGAAGCGGAGAUAUCGAAGAAACGGCCCCAAUUCAUCAAAGCCAAGGAGCGGGUGUCCCAUAUGCAAAAGAAACUGGAGAGUUCCAUUAAGAAUUUGGAGCAGGCCAAGAAGGCCAACGAGGCCCACAUGAACGACAUUGAGAAAUUGGAGAAGGAACUCCAGUUGGUUGAGAAGAAGAAGGAGGAAUACGAGGCUCAGAUCACGGGGGAGUCCCAGAGUCAAGGGAAAGACGUACAAUUGGAAGAUGAACAAAUCAGGACGUACCGUCGUUUGAAAGAAGACGCGGCAAAGAGAUCGGCCAGAUACAUGCAGGAAUUGGAUUCGGUAAACAGGGAACAGAAGGCAGAUCAGGAUCGCUCUGACAACGUGUGUCGAAUGAGAACGGACGCGGAGAAUCAGCAAAGGCAAAAGAUCAACGAGAAGGAGGAGCUGCAAAAGAGAUUGGAGAAAUUGACGGAGCACAUAAGGGUGAGCCAGCAGACGUUGCAAGAACAGAAGAAACUGAAGCAGGAUUUGGAAUCGGACGUGGGUUUUUCGAAAGGGAAAAUGCACGAGAUCCAGAAGGAAUUGGAGGACGUCGUGAGGCAAUUGGGAGACGCCAGGACCGAUAAACACGAGGACGCCAGACGAAAGAAGAAACAGGAAAUCGUCGAAAGAUUUAAGAGCAAUUAUCCGGGAGUGUACGAUCGAAUGAUCAACAUGUGUCAUCCGAUACACAAGCGUUACAACGUUGCCAUCACUAAAACGCUAGGAAAAUACAUGGACGCCAUUGUUGUGGAUACCGAACAUACGGGCAGGCAAUGCAUUAAAUAUCUCAAAGAGCAAAUGCUCGAACCCGAAACCUUCCUGCCGUUGGAUUAUCUUCAAACCAAGCCUAUCAAAGAGAUGCUGAGGAGUAUCACCGAACCGAAAGGCGUGAAAUUGAUCUACGACGUGUUGCAAUUCGAACCGGCCGCCAUAGCAAAAGCGGUGAUGUUUGCUACGAACAAUGCAUUGGUAUGCGAAACGCCCGAAGACGCGAUGAAAGUGGCAUACGAAUUGAGAGGGAGACUCGACGCUGUCGCUUUGGACGGUACUUACUAUCAGAAAUCCGGUAUUAUAUCUGGCGGUAGCUUGGAUUUGGCCAGGAAGGCCAAGAGAUGGGACGAGAAGCACAUGGCCCAGUUGAAAGCCCAGAAGGAAAAAUUAACUGACGAGCUGAGAGAAUCGCAGAAGAAGGCCCGUCAAGAAUCCGAAUUGAACACGGUCGAAUCGCAAAUAAAAGGCACGGAAACGCGUCUGAGAAUGGCCAAAACCGACAUGGACAGUACCACCAAACAAUUGGACAUGCUAGAAAGGCAACUGACCCAAUUGGACGAAGAAAUGAGCAAAUACAGUCCGCAAAUCGAAGCGAUCGAGAGCAGCAUGCAAUCGCGCGAAGCCAUUAUCGGAGAAAUCAAAUUGAAAAUGAACAGUUUGGAAGACGUGAUUUUCUCGGAUUUCUGCAAGGAGAUCGGCGUGAAGAAUAUCAGACAGUACGAGGACAGGGACCUGAGGGAGCAGGAGGAGCGCAAGAAGAAACGCUUCGAAUUCGAGAAGCAAAUCAACAAGAUCACCAGCAAUUUGGAUUUCGAACGUAGCAGAGAUACGCAAAGCAACGUGAGCCGUUGGGAGCGCACCGUCAACGACGACGAAGAAAAGCUGGAAACGUGCAAGAAACAGGAGGCGAAGCAACGCGAAGAAAUCGACAAGGACCUGCAGCAGAUCGAGCACCUGAAAUCGCUGCGUUUGGGCAAGAAGCAGGAGGUCGAAGCGGCCGAAGAGGAGCUGAGCAAAGCCAGGCGCGAAGUGGGCGUCGUCGCCAAAGACAUGCAGGCCGCCCAAAAGGCCGUCGUAUCGUUGGAGGGGAAGAUCGAAUUGAAGAAGAGCGAACGGCACGCCAUUCUCAUGCGAUGCAAGAUGGGUGACGUAUCGAUACCGAUGCUCAUCGGGAAUAUGGAAGAUAUCGCAGCCGAUGAAACGACCCAAACUACAUCGAGCGAUGUCAGUUCUCUUACGGCACAAUACGAAAAAGAAGCCAGAAUCCAAAUCGACUACGAAAAUCUCAAAGAAGACCUGAAAGAUUUGGACGAAAAGGACGAAAUUAAAAAGAAAGCCGACAAAUUGAUUAAGCAAAUCAACAGUCUAAAAGACAUGUUGGGAAAAAUCCAAAUGCCCAACAUGAAAGCAAUAGAAAAAUUACAACUGGCCUGCGGUAAAUUGCAAUCGACCAACGAGGAAUUCGAGAAUCUGCGGAGACAGAACAAAAAGGCCAAAACAGCCUUCGAACGGGUCAAACAGCAGAGAUACGACAAGUUCACGAGGUGUUUCGAUCACGUUUCGAACGAAAUCGACGGGAUUUACAAAGCUUUGGCGCAGAAUCAAUCCGCCCAGGCUUUUUUGGGCGCCGAAAACCCGGAGGAUCCCUAUUUGGACGGCAUCAAUUACAAUUGCGUGGCGCCCGGUAAACGUUUCCAACCUAUGUCGAAUCUAUCGGGAGGCGAAAAAACCGUGGCGGCCUUGGCCCUUUUGUUCGCCAUCCACAGCUAUCAACCGUCGCCGUUCUUCGUAUUGGACGAAGUCGACGCCGCCUUGGACAAUACCAACAUCAGUAAAGUGGCUAAAUACAUCAAGGAAAAGACCGAAUCGCUGCAGACGAUCGUCAUAUCGUUGAAAGAAGAGUUUUUCUCGCACGCCGACGCGCUCAUCGGGAUUUGUCCGGAAAUCGAUGCCACAGAUUGCUUGAACAGUCAAAUAAUAACGUGCGAUUUAACGAAAUGCGACCAAUUUUGA
Phyllotreta striolata is the source of this 3675-nucleotide messenger RNA. The record is from the annotation of a GenBank genome assembly. Lineage: Eukaryota; Metazoa; Arthropoda; Insecta; Coleoptera; Chrysomelidae.